Messenger RNA from Fonsecaea multimorphosa CBS 102226, 2760 nucleotides. RefSeq lists its product as uncharacterized. Gene Ontology annotation, molecular function: clathrin binding. Gene Ontology annotation, biological process: clathrin coat disassembly; clathrin-dependent endocytosis. Bases 1 to 2760 code for a protein of 919 amino acids. The transcript has 2 exons. The record is from RefSeq and is a predicted model, not a curated record. NCBI's taxonomy places the organism in Eukaryota, Fungi, Ascomycota, Eurotiomycetes, Chaetothyriales, Herpotrichiellaceae. Gene Ontology annotation, cellular component: intracellular membrane-bounded organelle; vesicle; cytoplasm.
AUGGACGACAUAGCGGGGUUGAACUGGAGUUCGACCCCGACCAGUGGACAGAACUCGAAACCAGCAUCAUCGACGUCAAACUACUCUGCCUUCACCGCAUUAAAACCUACUCCCCCGGGUUCAGGAAGGGUCUCCCCAUUUAACCCAACUUCGAUUCAGCCUCCCUCCAAGCCGUCUACCCCCGCGAACGACAGCUUCGCGAGUCUCGUGUCCUUCGGGCCUGUGUCGCAAAAGAAUCUCUCAUUGUCGGAACAACAGAGGAUACAGGUGGAGGCCAAGCUACAGCAGCAGAAAACCCAGCCCCAGAGACUGGACGAUCAGUAUGCUGGUGGAGAUGAUCAAUUUUGGAACAACCUGGGUAGUGGGAGGGGGACGCCCGCGAUUGACGCCGCAAAGAGUCAGAACACAAACAAGAAGAAAAACGAGUUAGACGAUACCGAUGACGAUCUAUUUGCUGCUUUCAAUAAACCAACUGCUGCUAAGAAUGAUAUUAUUACUGCAUCUGUACAGAAAAAGCCCGCGAGUGUUGAUGACAAUGACGACCCUUUUGGACUAUCAGGACUUCCUCCUAGGCGGGCAGAUACCGCUGCAACCGCGAGCACCGCUGCCGAAGAUGACGACGACGUGCUUGGACUCCUAGGAAAGCCUGCAUCUGCCGCGAGGCCAGAAUCUCCCCCUCUCGCAUCGCAAAAGUCGACUGCGGCCCGUCAUCCGCAAGAUAAAGCUGUGGCCGAACUGGUCGAUAUGGGAUUCCCAGCCGACAAGGCAAGAGUCGCCCUAGAGGCUACCGAGUCAGGACUUGAUGUCCAAGCCGCCGUAGGCUAUCUAUUGAAUCAAGCACACGCCGAAGCGCGCCAAAAGGCUCAGUCAAGAACAGCGUCUGGACAAAGAGGUGAUCAGGACAACGCCAGGAUGAGCUCCCGAGAUGAAACACACACGUCAAGGACGAGAUCGCCGUGGGAAGACGGGGAAGGCUCUCGGAAUCGUGGCAAAGGCUCCACUCACAACGGAGAGAAAGAUUUCGAACAGAUGGCAGCAGAAUUCGGCAGUAACUUCUUAAAGACCGCAAACUCUUUGUGGAAGCAAGGGACGAAACGAGUUCAGCAAGCUGUUCAGGAAUUCAACUCCGAUAGUGAGGCAGGCGGCCAGCCUCGGUGGAUGCGGGAGGUGGCAGAGCGACCGACCAGAAAGGAACAACCACAACCGCAGCCUGAAGUCGCGUCGAGCCGUGGUAGAAGGAAACCGAGUCCAGAAGCUCGCCGUCAAGCAAGCAUGACAGAUGAGGCAAUGAUGUUGGAAUCCAACAGACCGACGCCUGCACCACGGCCUUCCUCUUCGUCCAGACCGAUUCGACAUUUUGACCCUAGUACCGACAAUUCUCGCGAUCGCUCACCAAUUAUACCCUCACGACUGCGGGAAUCACUUCCUCAGACACAGCCAGCGUUUCUACGGCAGCAAAAUCAGUCUCCUGCCACAAGUUCGAGAACCAGUCUGAACCGCGCCGCUGCCGAGGAGCAGGCUGCUCAAGCGUAUGUCAGUUCGGCUCGACGGCGAAAACAACAACCUCAUGCUGUUCAGGAAGCGCCGGCAGCACCUGUUCCAGAAUCGAAUCUUCUUGAAGGAGGUUUCAAAGACACUUCUCCCGCCCUUCCACGUGCAGCGGCAACCAAUGCUGGAAUGAGCAAACCUCCCCCUCGUCCUCAAUCCCAACCAGUCAAGAAGCGGGUCGAAUCAAUCCCAGUCCAAGUCCGACCCCCGCCUCCCACCCGUACCAUUCCUUCUAUAUCAGCUAUCGCGCUCCAAGCCAGUCAUUCCCACCGCGAGAAAGGCAACGAACAUUUCAAGCGAGGAGACUAUGCUUCGGCGCACCAGUCUUACGCUACUUCCCUGUCGCAUUUACCCGACGCUCAUCCGCUGACGAUAGUGCUUUUGACAAACCGUGCUCUUACGGCGCUAAAGACAGGCGAGCCGAAACAAGCCAUUAUCGAUGCCGAUAAGGCGAUAAUGAUCAUAGGUCCAUCGAAGGGCGAAAAUGAGAUCAUAGAGAUCACCAGCUCGGGCGACACGGGAAACAAGCCAAUGCGCGAGUACUACGGGAAAGCGCUCAUGCGCAAAGCCGAAGCGCUGGAACAGAUGGAGAAAUGGUCCGAGGCCGCUGUCGUCUGGAGAGAAGCUGUGGAAGGAGGUCACGGUGGCUCGACGAGCAUCCAGGGUCGAAUGAGGGCGGAGAAGGCGGCAAACCCCCAGAAACCACAGAGUGCUUCUGCCUCGACGCCUGCAGCCGCCGCAGCAGCAGCGAGGAAGUCAGGCACCGCUUCGGCUCCACCCUCAUCGACCCUCCGCCGAGCAGCGCCGCCCGCCCCAGCAGCGUCUACUACCAGCGUCAAGCCAGCGGAGGCCGUUUCUCGUCUCCGUGCAGCUAACCUGGCCGCGGACAAGCUCGACGACGAAAAAUUCCGUCUCUCUGAGUCUGUCGAUGCGCGCAUCAACGCGUGGAAAUCCGGCAAGCAGGACAAUCUCCGUGCCCUGUUGGGGUCACUGGACAGUGUCCUCUGGGAAGGCAGUGGGUGGAAGAAGAUCAGCAUGGCCGACUUGGUCCUCCCUGGCAAAGUCAAGGUGCAGUAUAUGAAGGGGAUUGGCAAGGUGCAUCCUGACAAGAUCCCCACCGAUGCCACCACCGAGCAGAGAAUGAUUGCUGGGGCCGUCUUCAGCGCCUUAAAUGACGCCUGGGACAAAUUCAAGGCUGAGAAUGGUUUAUAA